Plasmodium vivax (malaria parasite P. vivax) is the source of this 1140-nucleotide messenger RNA. RefSeq names its product actin, putative. Lineage: Eukaryota; Apicomplexa; Aconoidasida; Haemosporida; Plasmodiidae. The record is from RefSeq and is a predicted model, not a curated record. The transcript is spliced from 10 exons. Bases 1 to 1140 code for a protein of 379 amino acids.
AUGAACGAAUAUGCCAAACAACUUUUUUCAAACCAGCCCAUCAUAAUAGACAAUGGGAGUGGGUAUAUAAAAUCGGGGUUCGCGGGGGAUGAUGUGCCGAACCUUGUGUUUCCUUCUUACGUGGGGAGGCCCAAGUACAAGCGGGUCAUGGCCGGAGCGGUGGAGGGCAACAUCUUCGUGGGGAACAAGGCGGAGGAGUACAGAGGCCUCCUCAAGGUGACCUACCCCAUCAACCACGGCAUUAUUGAAAAUUGGAACGACAUGGAAAAUAUUUGGAUCCACGUCUACAACUCGAUGAAGAUAAACUCGGAGGAGCACCCCGUGCUGCUGACCGAGGCCCCGCUGAACCCCCAGAAGAACAAGGAAAAAAUCGCGGAAGUCUUUUUCGAGUCUUUCAAUGUGCCUGCGCUGUUCAUCUCCAUCCAGGCCAUUUUAUCUUUGUACUCCUGCGGGAAGACCAACGGCACGGUGCUCGAUUGCGGGGACGGCGUAUGCCACUGUGUGUCCAUUUAUGAAGGCUACAGCAUAACCAACACGAUAACCCGGACGGACGUCGCGGGCCGAGACAUCACGACCUACCUGGGCUACCUGUUAAGGAAAAACGGCCACCUGUUCAACACCUCAGCCGAAAUGGAAGUUGUAAAAAAUAUGAAGGAGAACUGCUGCUACGUCUCUUUCAACAUGAACAAGGAGAAAAACUCAUCGGAGAAGGCCCUCACGACUUUGCCGUAUAUCCUGCCGGACGGGUCGCAAAUACUGAUCGGCUCGGAGAGGUACAGGGCCCCCGAGGUUCUCUUCAACCCCUCCAUCCUUGGGCUGGAAUAUUUGGGCCUGUCGGAACUUAUCGUUACGUCCAUAACGCGAGCGGACAUGGACCUACGACGGACACUAUACUCCCACAUCGUGUUGUCUGGCGGCACGACCAUGUUUCACGGAUUUGGUGAUCGGUUACUGAACGAAAUAAGGAAGUUCGCCCCAAAGGAUAUUACGAUUCGCAUUAGCGCCCCUCCUGAGCGCAAGUUCAGCACGUUCAUCGGGGGAUCCAUUCUGGCCUCUUUGGCCACCUUUAAGAAGAUAUGGAUUUCGAAGCAGGAAUUUGACGAAUACGGCUCUGUGAUACUCCACAGGAAGACCUUUUGA